GGCAAGCUUUCGCUGGUUUUAAGAGAGAGAAAAAAAAAAAAAACGAGAUUGUUUCAAGUUGAACUAUCAGAACGACACUUGUUCCGUUGCUCUCUCUCUCGUUCCUCCCAAUUUCCUUCAUUAGGGUUAGGGUUCUUUUCCCUCUCGCCUUUCUUUUUCUUAUUUCUUUGGUUUUGCAUUGCGGAGAAAAGCUGAAAAUCGAGCUCUUCGUGUUUUUUUUAGGCUUAGAAAAUGUUAGGUACAGAAAGUUCAGAAGAUGGUGGUGCGCAUGCCGAGCCGCCUGAUCCUGAUGUUCUCGAGAUUGAUCCAACUUCUCGAUACAUAAGGUAUAAUGAAGUGCUUGGGAGAGGCGCCUUCAAGACGGUUUACAAGGCAUUUGAUGAAGCUAAUGGAAUUGAAGUGGCAUGGAACCAAGUUCGGAUUGAUGAGGUACUACAGAAGCCAGAAGACUUGGAGAGACUGUAUUCUGAAGUGCGUCUUUUGAAAUCCUUGAAACAUAGUAAUAUUGUAAGGUUUUACAAUUCAUGGAUUGAUGAUAAAAAGAAGACUGUCAAUAUUAUAACGGAGUUGUUCACCUCAGGAAGCCUCAGACAGUACCGUAAGAAACACAAGAAGGUUGACAUGAAGGCUGUGAAGAGUUGGGCAAGACAGAUUUUAACAGGUUUAAAUUACCUGCAUAGUCAUGACCCACCAAUUAUACAUAGGGAUUUGAAGUGUGAUAACAUAUUUAUCAAUGGCAACCAAGGUGAAGUUAAAAUUGGUGAUCUUGGGUUGGCAACUGUUUUGGAGCAGUCUAAUGCCAAAAGUGUGAUUGGAACCCCUGAAUUUAUGGCACCAGAGCUGUAUGAUGAGAAUUACAAUGAGUUGGUUGAUAUAUAUUCCUUUGGAAUGUGCAUGCUGGAGAUGGUGACUUUUGAAUAUCCUUACAGCGAGUGUAGAAACUCAGCUCAGAUAUAUAAGAAAGUUUCAUGUGGAAUAAAGCCCGCUGCCCUUUCUAGGGUUAAUGAUCAAGAGAUGAAACUAUUUAUUGAGAAGUGUUUAGUCCCAGCACCUCAAAGAUUAUCAGCAAAGGAGCUUUUAAUGGACCCCUUUCUUCAAGCAAAUGGAUCAGCAAAGAAUCGUCCUUUUCCACUCCCUGAUAUUGUUAUGCCCAAAUUGGGAGCCUUUGGAGACCGCUGCCUGAUGUCAGAAGCACCUGCUUCUGCAAGGAAUAGACCAUCCUUUGUGGAUCUUGAUAGUGAUAGCGAGCUGCCUGUUAUCCAUUCUCUUGAUAAUUCCUUGGGCAUGGAGGUUCGAAGGACAAAAAAAGGCAACCUUUUCUUGUUAAAAGGCGAGGGAAAUGAUGAAAACUCAGUAUCAUUAAUACUUCGAAUAGCUGAUCAGAAUGGUCGUGUGAGAAACAUUCAUUUCCUCUUCUUCCUUGAUAGUGAUACUGCCCUCUCAGUUUCAAGUGAAAUGGUUGAGCAACUGGAACUAGCAGAUCAGAAUGAUGUGUUCAUAGCAGAAUUGAUUGAUUUGUUGUUACUGAAUUUAAUACCCAGUUGGAAACCUUGUGUUCCCAUUAGUCAUCUGGUUCCUCCAAAUAAAACACAAACUUCUUCAAGAGAUUAUCAGAACUCUAAGCCACAAGAAUAUCGGGAGACUUCAUUGGGGUCUUUCCAACGUACCUGUAAAGCUGAUGAUGGUUCACAGUCCAAACUUUGUUGUGACGUUAGCACUUUAAGAGGAUCUGAUGAAUCAACAAGGCAAGCAUUCAGUUCAGUGAGACUUAAUGGAAAAAUGUCUCAUGCUGAUUUUGGUAACCAGAAUACAAUCAUGGCAGAAGAUUCUGGUUCUGAGAUGUCAUUUGCUUCUGCAAACUCUAAUGAGUUGAAUGACAAACUUAGCUCCAUUCAUUCAUCCACGUCCGUCGAAUCAGGGUCUAUGGGAAGUAGUGGAUGCAGGUUUAAAGGAGGUGUGAGCAAAUUGUUGUCUGGAGCAGAAUUGUCCUUUGAUGUGAAGAGUAAGAAUGCGAAUCCAACUGCUGUGUCUUCUCCCACUCGUCCUGACGGAGAUGAGGAAUUAAGAUUGGAGCUGGAAAUGAUUGAGUUGCAGUAUCAGGAGGCAAUGAAAGAAAUAUCCAAGAAAAGACAUGAAGCUAUCAUGGACACCAGAAGAAGAUUGUCCCAGAAAAAGGUGCAGUCAGUUUGCUAGUCCAUCUUCUCCCUUUUUCUCCCCAAAAUUUGUUUUGUAAAUGGUCCUCAAAAGUGUACAUAUUUUGUUAUGGACAGAGAAGCCUCUUGUUUUUUUCCCCCGUUUUUGUGGCUGAGUGGUAGGAAGAGAGAGUCAAUUGUUAAUAUAAUAACUUCUCUUUCACUCUUUUCAGAAAUUGAGCUUGAAGUUGUGUUCUUCAUUUUGCUUUAUCCUAAAGAGUAUAGUGGAUGACAUGACAAUAAAACUGCUUA
Messenger RNA from Theobroma cacao (cacao), 2444 nucleotides. Lineage: Eukaryota; Viridiplantae; Streptophyta; Magnoliopsida; Malvales; Malvaceae. The record is from RefSeq and is a predicted model, not a curated record.